UCACGCCGGCGGCCGGCCAGCGCAACCCCCGGGGCUGCCUCCACAGGGGUGUGCGCUCACACCGCCGGGAGUGACACAUCACACUUUCACCCUUUACCACGACACCACACACUGAUGGAGGCGGCUUUUUAUGCUUAGUCUCCUUGCCUUCUUGUUCAGUCCGACUCCUCCUGAUUUUGCACUCGCGCUACACGGUACCGACUGAAUAACCUGCUCGGGUUACUAGUUACUUGUUAUUCAACUCAACCAGCGGACUGAACCGGCUAAUCGACGGCAUACAGAUAACCCACAGAAGAGCGAGGGGUCUUACCCUGUGACGAUAGACGUCCUCCCGCUGCCCCAAAGCAUCAUGGGAACAGACGAGCAGCCGGACCUUCCCGAAGGCGAAGGACUUAAAGACAGUGGAGAGAUCCAGACUAUAAACUGCCAUUAUAGCUAUUCUACCCCCCAGGAUGACAGUGAGGCUCACAGCACCUACCUUGAUGAGAAAGUCCCCAUUCCGGAACAUUCCGGCGAGGGUUUCAGUUUCCGGAAACUCUGGGCCUUCUCGGGACCCGGGUUCCUCAUGAGCAUCGCAUACCUGGACCCCGGGAACAUCGAGUCGGACCUGCAAUCUGGGUCCAAAGCGGGCUUUAAGCUGCUCUGGGUCCUGCUAUGUGCCACAAUCGUGGGCCUCCUGCUGCAGAGACUCGCGGCACGUCUGGGCAUCGUCACCGGCAUGCAUCUAGCGGAGAUCUGCAACCGCCACUACCCCACUGUGCCCCGCAUCAUCUUGUGGCUGAUGGUGGAGUUGGCCAUCAUCGGUUCAGACAUGCAGGAGGUUAUAGGCUGUGCCAUCGCCUUCAACCUGCUCUCCGUCAACAGGAUCCCGCUUUGGGGAGGCGUUCUCAUCACCAUUGCCGACACCUUUCUCUUUCUCUUCCUGGAUAAGUAUGGUUUAAGGAAGCUUGAAGCUUUCUUUGGGUUCCUCAUCACCGUCAUGGCCAUCACCUUUGGAUAUGAGUACGUGGUGGUGAGUCCGGACCAGGGUCAGCUCUUGAAGGGCAUGUUUGUACCCUACUGCCAGGGCUGCGGACCUGUUCAGCUGGAGCAGGCUGUGGGCAUUGUGGGUGCUGUCAUCAUGCCCCACAAUAUCUACUUGCACUCUGCGCUGGUCAAGUCUCGUGAGGUUGACCGCGCCAAUGCCAAGAAGGUGAAGGAAGCCAACAAGUACUUCUUCAUUGAGUCCUCCAUUGCUCUCUUCAUAUCCUUCCUCAUCAACGUCUUCGUGGUGGCUGUCUUUGCAGCUGGUUUCUAUGGACACACAAAUUCCCAAGUGCAUGCAGUGUGUAAUCAGUCUGGCAGUCCACACACAGACCUCUUCCCCCAGGACAACAACACGCUGCAGGUGGAUAUCUACAAAGGGGGGGUCAUGUUGGGCUGCUUCUUUGGACCUGCGGCGCUCUACAUCUGGGCCGUGGGCAUCCUGGCAGCGGGGCAGAGCUCCACCAUGACGGGCACGUACUCAGGGCAGUUUGUCAUGGAGGGCUUCCUGAACCUGCGCUGGUCCCGCUUUGCGCGGGUGCUGCUGACGCGCUCAGUGGCCAUCAUCCCCACGCUGCUGGUGGCCGUCUUCCAGGAUGUGCAGCACCUCACGGGCAUGAACGACUUCCUCAACGUGCUGCAGAGCAUGCAGCUGCCCUUUGCCCUGAUCCCCAUCCUUACUUUCACCAGCUUAUCCUCUCUGAUGAAUGACUUCGCUAAUGGACUGGUGUGUAAGAUUGCCGGUGGCGUCAUCAUCCUAGUGGUCUGCGGGAUCAACAUGUAUUUUGUGGUAGUCUACGUCACCAGUCUGCACAGCGUGUGGCUCUACCUUCUCGCUGGCCUGUUGUCUCUGGCCUACCUCUCCUUCGUGGCCUACUUGGUCUGGCAGUGCCUGAUUGCCCUGGGGGUGCCCUGUCUGGAUGUCCGGGGCAGAGUAAGGACAGGCCACUCCAUGUUCACAGAGGACCAGCAGGACACUGACAGCUGAUUGGCUCCUGGCAGCUACCAAUUGUUGCAGGGCAGGGGGCGAGGAAGGUUCCCCUGCAUUCAGGGGCCAGGCUUGGCCCUCUGAUGCGAUUAACCGAGAACUUGGGGACACAUCUGUAGAAGAUCAUAACGACAGCAAUAACUCUCUAUGAAUGUCUGCUGCACAGGCAUUGCUCUGAAGCACCUCCAGGCUCAACACUUCAUCGACGAAGGUGCCAUAUUCAGUGACUGCCUGUCCGCUAAUCCCCUUCAGUUUGACCGGGCAGCAGUGUCAGGUGCAUCAUGGUGAAUCCUGAAUUGCGCAGCGGGCUCUGCUUUAGACAGCAAGCUCUUUCCACGCUUCCUGUGCGGUUUGGCCCUCCGGCUGUGGGCGGAGCCUCACUGAUCUUCAGGCCUCAUGUCUUCCAGGGAUGGCAGCCUGCAGCAUGUCCAUUCAGUGCCAUUAUUCCUGCUUUUUUCCGUCUAGCUGUGCAGAUGAUCGGAAAGUGCUACUGUUAAUCCAGUUUACCGUUGUUUUCUUUUAGUGAAUAGCCCUGUGUUAUCAGAACUCUGCUCACUGUGGAGCUUACAGGAUCCAGAUGGAUUGUGGGUCCUUACGGUUUGCAGGGUUUAUGAAAUCAUGAUUGUAUUUACAGAGCCGGAUAGAGUGUUAAUUUGAGGUGAUUCCUUUGCUUGAGGUGUGAAAGACUCGGGUGCCGUUAACACUGGGCUGUGUAACACAUUGGCAGUGCAGCCUUCCCUGCGGGAUGAUGUCAUUCUGUGUGUAAUGAAUCACUCCUCGCAAAUUACCAAACCAACACUAUUCCUGAUUGCAUACUUUUAUUAAACAGUAAGUGGACUGCAGUCCAGCUUGACCCUGUAGGUGCACCGUUA
Brienomyrus brachyistius is the source of this 2883-nucleotide messenger RNA. Its product is annotated as natural resistance-associated macrophage protein 2-like. Gene Ontology annotation, molecular function: manganese ion transmembrane transporter activity; iron ion transmembrane transporter activity; cadmium ion transmembrane transporter activity. Gene Ontology annotation, cellular component: plasma membrane. The transcript is spliced from 16 exons. The record is from RefSeq and is a predicted model, not a curated record. The coding region runs from base 350 to 2011 and encodes 553 amino acids. Lineage: Eukaryota; Metazoa; Chordata; Actinopteri; Osteoglossiformes; Mormyridae. Gene Ontology annotation, biological process: metal ion transport.